Messenger RNA from Mesorhabditis belari, 786 nucleotides. NCBI's taxonomy places the organism in Eukaryota, Metazoa, Nematoda, Chromadorea, Rhabditida, Rhabditidae. The record is from the annotation of a GenBank genome assembly.
AUGUACGAUCGUCUUGUGCCUUGGUAUCGCACGGCUGGAGUGGCCUCGAUUAUUAGCUCCUGUCUUGGAGCCUAUUGUAUCAUAAAGAAGUCAACAAAAGAAAUGAAAAAUUAUAAAUGGUGUCUGUUCAACAUUUUGAUCUGUACGAGUAUUUCCGAUUUGGUUGUCGCAUUCUGGAUACAACCGCUCUCCUUUUUUCCGCUUGUGGGCGGUGUGGGACGAGUGCGCAAGUGCUAUUUUAAUGGUAAACUUUUGUAUGGCUUCCAUUCAAAUUGGCUUCCUCUAUCGUUUGAUGGUGCUCUACGAAAAUUGUUGGCCGAUCAGACGAGGCAGAAAUUUGAUUGUGACUGUGACUCCGGUUCUCUUCGAGGCUACGAUUGGAGUUAUUAUGUUUUCGCCUAUCAUGUACUCAACUGGCAUGAGACACUCGACCACGAUUUUAAUCUUUUCCUGCUUGAUAACUGGAUAAACCCGAAUUUUUUUGGUGUCAAUUGUAUUGGGCGAUAUCCGGCGUUACCUACAUGUUCCGCGAGAAAGCGCCACUUCUUUGCCAUUGUCGCUCUGAUUAUACAAGCAAUUGUACCUCUAGUUGGCUACGUGAUUCCACUGUACAUUUUUUCCAUUCUUGCUCAAACCCGUCUCGAACGGAAUCUUCAGGAGCCCACUUCGGUUUUCGUUGUUAUGCUUUCAACGCACGGCGCAUUGAAUGCAUUGGUGAUGAUGAUGAGUCGCACUUUGCAAAGCGGAUGGAAGAAUCUAUGGAGCAUCGAGCGGUCAGCUGUGGAG